This is a messenger RNA of Sus scrofa (pig), 9752 nucleotides long. The record is from RefSeq and is a predicted model, not a curated record. NCBI's taxonomy places the organism in Eukaryota, Metazoa, Chordata, Mammalia, Artiodactyla, Suidae.
UAUGCCGUGGGAGCAGCCCAAGAAAUAGCAACAACAACAACAACAACAACAACAACAAAAAGACAAAAAAAAUAAAAUAAAAUAAAAUAAAAUGUACUUAAAAUGUACAGAACCAACAUACGUAAAUUAGUGUCAUAUAAAUGCAGCCGAAGCUCUUUGACCAAGCUCCCAACGAAAUCGAGAUCUCACCAAGAGUUAUAAGUGCAGUGUUUCUAAACUGUUAUACUGUCAACAAGACUUUUAGGUUUGGCUCUGUUCUCUGUCACUUGUUUCUUGAUAGGAUAAUGUUCUGAUAAGAGAGUCACAAAAUGUGGCCAUGGGGUACAAGCUGGUGCCUGAGGAGUCAUUAUCAUCCAUCAGUACCUCCUCUUUGUCACCAGUGACAUUGUACAUUAAAAUUUCAAUGAUCCUUGAUGUUGCCAUUAUGAAUUAUUCCCAACUCUUGCCCUCUUCUCAGUCUCUUCAGUGGUGGAUGUUCUUUCAAUAAUCGUUAUUUACAAUGCGAGGCCAUUGGUAAGCGUCACUUCUUUAUUAUAGCGUCAGACUAUAGCAGAGGAUAAUAAAAUAGAAGAAUCUGGUCUUUCACAAAGUGCUCGGUGUGGUGUGUGUCUGUCUGUGUAUGCCUGUGUGUGUGUGUUUAGGCUCUUCGAAUUUAACAACUGUGUAUUGAGGCUCUAUGCUGACAUUGCUCAGUGUUCUAGAAGAUACAGAGAGCAACAGGAGACAAAAGCUGACCUCAGUGAGAUGAACACAGCAAGCUCUAAAGGCACCACUGGCACUGGGAACAGUAACCACGGGUACAGAGAGGAUCGGUUACAAUUCAUGCUUUUGUAGGAAUGUCUUUAACUGUGUGUCCCCCAUUAGCGCUCCGAGGAGAAGGGCAGGCACCUCGUCUGCUUUGUUCACUUCCGUUCCCCCAGCACCUAGCACAGUGCCUGAUGUAUCUUACACGCUUAUUUUUAUGUAUACUUCCACAUGCAUUUUAUACACAUGUUAUCAUUAUAAUGCUGUAACUACUUAUGGCAAGUCCCUGAGUAAAUGAACCUGUGCUUGUGAGAGAGAAAAAUCAGCUACCGAUAAUAAUAUGUAACACAUUUUUAGUGAAUUAAAAGCUUAGGACUAAGCUAAAGAUAACUGUGAAAAUUGUUAGGUAAAGCAAUGGCCUCGAGUUGUUGGAACUGAAAUGAAGCACGGGAUUUUCUCUAAAUCGGGGAAGAGUAUAAUGAGAAAGAGGUAUAAUCAAUUAAGAUUGAUUAAGAGAGAACCAGAAUGCAGGUAGGAAUAAUUUUUGUUCCCCGCCACCCUUGGGAAAAUAGGUUAUGCUCAACCUGCAUCCUUUCCAAAUAAAGCGAUGGGGCCAUUCCUUUAACAGAUGACAAUGGAAAUAUCCAGGGAGAUAAUAGCACAGAAGUUUAUCCGAUGGGUUGGGAGUUCACCUUGCCUCUUAUGGUGCCUUCUGAGUCUAAAUUUCUCCUUUAUGGGAUUCUAGGAGCACUGUAGUUUAAGAACCACUUACAUGUAUUAAUAAUAGUUUAUUUUUUAUUUUGUAUUUUCAAAUAGGACAUGAAAAGAGAAAUUGAUAUUAGAGAAAUUUAUUGAAGCCAUUUGUUUCUGGUGUAUUUUAGAUUCUUUACAUUCAGGUCAGCAUGAUGUAGUGUUAGCUAAGAGGUAAGCUUCCAUCAGAAGCCCUGGAUCACCCCUAGCUCUGUUCCUUGAACGUGGUGCCUAAUCGCGCUUGGCUGAAGUUUUUCAUUCAUGAAACGAGAGAGAGUGGAUGACUUCUAAAGUGCCUCUCAGGUUCUGCACUGUUAUAACCCAUCUCCGAGUUUCUCGAAGUUAAUAUAUUUCUAUAGCACCAUGUAAUUAUGGCCUUCUUUAGUGAAUUUUUCUAAAAAUUGUUGCCGUGCAUGUACCGCAACUGCCGAAUGAAAUACAGUGUGCGGGUCGUGCUCUCCUAAGAGAGAACGAUAUUUUUUUAUAAAACAAGAAAGUUUGGCUUUUGAUCCUGUUUUUAUUUCCACCUUUGCUCUGCGUAGAAAAGUAAUUUGCUUUUUAAUUGAUGUUUUGAGCAUGUGCUGAUGACUGUAUUUUGAUUGGGAGAAGCACGAAGAACCCGCAAGAACUCACGGUAUUGCUGUGUGCUUCCUCUUUGCCUCUCCUUCUCUGCGUUGGCCUCACCUGCGCCACCCUCCCGGCCCUGCCCUGUGGAUUCUUCCUCUCGUGGCAGUACCAAGCAGACACAUGCUCUGCUUGUGCAGUCAUUAUUUCUAAAAUGAAAAGCAGUCGCACCCCCUUUCUUCAUUAAAAUUACUAGGUAUUCACUGAUUUAUUAACUCAAUUACUAAACUGCUCGUUAUUCAGCAAAUAUCGAGUGCCUACUACUACUAUAAAAAAAAAGCACUAUUGUUUACGUACUGGGACAUACCAAUAUACAAAAUAGAAUUGAAAAGAAAGUUCCUGCCAUCAUGAAGCAUUCUUUUAAAGGAGGCAUUCCUUAUAUUAAGGCAUAUAAAUAUUUAUUGACAGAUUGGAUGUGAGACAUAACAUAUAGAAUACUCAAGGAUGACUCCAAAUAUUUUGGUCUAAGCAACUGGAAAGAUGGAGUUGCCAUCAGCUGAGGAACGUUGCAAGACCAGGGCUUUGCAGCGCGGCCGUCGGGGAGGUGUGGAUAAGAGAAUGGAACUGGAGCUGGCUUGGGACCUACUGAGUUUCAUGUGUCCGUGGAUGUCCAGAAGGAUCUUCCAAGCAGGCAGCUGGUCCGUGAGUCUGGAGGCAAAUAUGAAUUCAUGUUUAGAAUAGAUGGCAUUUAAGGCAUUGUGGCUUGACGCACUCCGGGGAGAAGAUGCUCAGGGAAGAGAAUUGGGCCAGACUGAGCACCAAGGUCAGAGGCCAGGGCGAAGACAAGGAAGCAGCCAAGGAGCUGCAGAGGGAGCCGCAUGGAAAACAGGAGGAAAACCUAACAGCUGUCGCAUCCUGAGAGCCAAGUGGAGAGUGGUCAUUUUACACCCGAUACGGAAGAUAGAGCAGAACCAUGAUUCCCGUGACGGAGUUCCGGCAGUUCUCUGAGCAGCAGCCUGCCUUCCGGGUGCUGAAGCCAUGGUGGGACGUGUUUACCGAUUACCUGUCGGUGGCCAUGCUGAUGAUCGGUGUGUUUGGCUGCACGUUGCAGGUCAUGCAAGACAAGAUCAUCUGCCUGCCGAAGAGAGUGCAGCCUUCUCAGAACCACGCUUCCGUCUCCAACGUCUCUCAGGCGGUGGCCAGCACCACGCCGCUGCCGCCCCCGAAGCCGGCGCCGGCUCACCCGGUCACGGUGGAGAUGAAAGGCCUGAAGACGGACCUGGACCUCCAGCAGUACAGCUUCAUCAACCAGAUGUGCUACGAGCGCGCCCUGCACUGGUACGCCAAGUACUUCCCGUACCUCGUCCUCAUCCACACGCUGGUCUUCAUGCUCUGCAGCAACUUCUGGUUCAAGUUCCCCGGCUCGAGCUCCAAGAUCGAGCACUUCAUCUCCAUCCUGGGCAAGUGCUUCGACUCCCCCUGGACCACCCGCGCGCUGUCGGAAGUGUCCGGGGAGGACUCGGAGGAAAAGGACAGCAGGAAGAACAACCUGAGCAGGUCCACCACCACCCAGUCUGGCCCCGAAGGCAGCCUGGUCAACUCGCAGUCUUUAAAGUCCAUCCCUGAGAAGUUCGUGGUGGACAAGUCCACCGCGGGGGCUCUGGACAAGAAGGAGGGCGAGCAAGCCAAGGCUUUGUUCGAGAAGGUGAAGAAGUUCCGGCUGCACGUGGAAGAAGGCGACAUCCUGUACGCCAUGUAUGUCCGCCAGACGGUCCUUAAGGUCAUCAAAUUCCUGAUCAUCAUCGCCUACAACAGCGCCCUGGUUUCCAAGGUCCAGUUCACCGUGGACUGCGACGUGGACAUCCAGGACAUGACCGGAUAUAAAAACUUCUCCUGCAAUCACACGAUGGCGCACCUGUUCUCCAAGCUCUCCUUCUGCUACCUGUGCUUCGUCAGCAUCUACGGCCUCACGUGCCUUUACACCUUGUACUGGCUCUUCUACCGCUCGCUGCGGGAGUACUCCUUCGAGUACGUCCGCCAGGAGACGGGCAUCGACGACAUUCCCGACGUGAAGAAUGACUUUGCCUUCAUGCUGCACAUGAUCGACCAGUACGACCCUCUGUACUCCAAGCGGUUCGCCGUCUUCCUGUCGGAAGUGAGCGAGAACAAACUGAAGCAGCUGAACCUCAAUAACGAGUGGACGCCCGAUAAGCUGCGGCAGAAGCUGCAGACCAACGCCCAGAGCCGCCUGGAGCUGCCCCUGGUCAUGCUGUCCGGCCUGCCCGACACGGUGUUUGAAAUCACCGAGCUGCAGGCCCUCAAGCUGGAAAUCAUGAAGAACGUGAUGAUCCCGGCCACCGUGGCGCAGCUCGACAGCCUGCAGGAGCUCUCCCUGCACCAGUGCUCCGUCAAGAUCCACAGCGCGGCGCUCUCCUUCCUCAAGGACAACCUCAAGGUCUUGAGCGUCAAGUUCGACGACAUGAGGGAGCUGCCCCCCUGGAUGUACGGGCUCCGGAGCCUGGAGGAGCUCUACCUGGUGGGCUCGCUCAGCCACGAUAUUUCCAAGAACGUCACCCUCGAGUCUCUGCGGGACCUCAAGAGCCUCAAGAUUCUCUCCAUCAAAAGCAACGUCACCAAGAUCCCGCAGGCCGUGGUGGACGUGGCCAGCCACCUGCAGAAGAUGUGCAUCCACAACGACGGCACCAAGCUGGUGAUGCUCAACAAUCUGAAGAAGAUGACCAACCUGACGGAGCUGGAGCUGGUCCACUGCGACCUGGAGCGCAUCCCCCACGCCGUGUUCAGCCUGCUCAGCCUCCAGGAGCUGGACCUCAAGGAAAACAAUCUGAAAUCCAUAGAGGAGAUCGUGAGCUUCCAGCACCUGAGGAAGCUGACGGUGCUAAAACUGUGGCACAACAGCAUCGCCUACAUCCCGGAGCACAUCAAGAAACUCACCAGCCUGGAGCGUCUGUCCUUCAGCCACAACAAAAUAGAGGUGCUGCCUUCCCACCUCUUCCUGUGCAACAAAAUCCGAUACCUGGACCUGUCCUACAACGACAUUCGCUUUAUCCCGCCCGAAAUCGGGGUUCUGCAGAGUUUACAGUAUUUCUCCAUCACUUGCAACAAAGUGGAGAGCCUUCCGGACGAACUCUACUUCUGCAAGAAGCUCAAAACACUCAAGAUUGGGAAGAACAGCCUCUCGGUGCUCUCGCCGAAAAUCGGAAACUUGCUGUUCCUUUCCUAUUUAGACGUGAAAGGCAAUCACUUUGAAAUCCUGCCUCCGGAGCUGGGCGACUGCCGCGCGCUGAAGCGAGCCGGACUGGUGGUCGAGGAAGCUCUGUUUGAAACUCUGCCUUCUGACGUCCGGGAGCAAAUGAAAACAGAGUAGCUUAUUUUUGUUGAAAGCUUGACUGAAACAUGCUUCUACCAAAUACAGUAUAAAUAAUUCGGGAAGCUUAACGCCUUUCCUAGUUUAUGAAUUUUUUUUCUUAUUCACACGAAACAAAAUGUACACAGGGAUUGCGUAAGGCGUUUGUAUUUUUUAAUAAAAAUUUAAUUGUAUUUUUUCAGUAUUAAUAUUUUAAAGUUUUAUUUGUGCUGGAACCUAAUGUAUCUCUUGUUGUUGUUUGCUACUGACAGAAACCGAUGGUUCCAUCUGGGGGUUUUGUUGUCGUUUUGGUUUUGUUUGUUUGUUUUGGUUUUGGUUUUGUUUUUCAGUUCCUUCUUGCGAAAGGGAGGGAGUUUUACGUUGCAUGCUUUUUGGUAUUUUUUAGAUAGAUGAGGAUAUUUUGCCAAGGUCCUUUUCAGCUCAUUGACACCUAUACAGAGUCCUUAUAUUUGUUUUCAUCGUAUGUGUUCCAAGGAAGCUAUGCUAGUUAUUUUAACGCCAGCUGCCUUUUCCAUUGGCCAAGUCCUUCAUUCUACAGAAAAUCCUUCUCUAGAGUGUAAAUUCACAAAAGGGCCCUGUCGUAGACUCUUAUUUUCAAAUUUCCCCCUUGCCGCCAACAGAACCUUAUACGUUAUAUUCUUUGAUAUACCUGACAGCUGUUUAUCCUUAGGCAAGGAUUUGUCAGUGAGUAAAGAUAAUUAUCUUCCAACAUCGGCUUCCUUGCAUAGUUAUGUAUAAUUUAACUGAUUUACAUGUUUACCGAUAUUUUAAAAGUACCCCUUGCAAAGGGAGGACAGAGGUUCUUCCCCUUUGAGACCAGGAUGGCUGUGUGGGAACGGGUGCCCCGCCUUAGAGAAACUAGCUUUAUUUUAAUUAAAGUAGUAAUUGAAUUUAAAAAUCAGAAUUAGAAGCCUGGUUUUUUAGUAAUUUGAUCAUCUUUGAUAUCUUGAUAUUUGAAUACAUCUAAUGGAAAAAAUGCACUGCUAAAGCACUCCGUGAACGAGCUGGGUGUGCUGUGCCCCUGCGCGGGGUGGCGUGGUGACGUACCCAACGUCUGCCUGUCACGCAAAAUAAUCGGCCUCUAUGUAUAUAUACUUAUGGAGCUCGCUCGAGCCUGCCCGUGCUGAAAAUGCUAGUGAUGCAAAGCACAGAAGCUCUCUUUGGCUUAAAAGAAGUAUCUCAUCUAAAAUGGUUCUAUUACCUUUUUUUUUUUUUUUUUUUUUUAAGGGUGAAUAAAUUGCUCAGUACAUGUCACUUAGGAGUAAUUUUUGCCCGGUGGUCAGCAGAAGUUUCAUUUCCCUCUCUCUAUUUAAAAAUCCAACAUGGUAUAUGGGUCUUGGGCAAAUUGUUUUCACUGACUCUUAAGCUGUGUGGAACAGGAAAAUGAAAAGCACUACCUGUGCCCUCGAUCCAGACCAAUACUCCUGUCACGGGAAUUUGGUUUUAUGCUCCAACUCCACAUGGUCUGAUCUAAGGAAGUUUUGUGACCUAGCAGAAAAAGCAGGGAAGUGGUUUGGGGUUUCAAAAUGCUGCUUGUACAUUUACUUCUCAAUCCUGGUGGCUUUUUUGCGUAAAGCGACUUUGAGUCAUACGUGGAACACAGCUGUAGGGACUGCUCAGCAGCUCUCCGUACUUCAGUUGUGUUUUAAAUGCUAUGAUACAUCAUGGGGUAAAAGAUUUGAGAAAGAGAUGCUUUUCGUUUAUGUAAAAAUUGAAUCACGUAGACCAAAGUGCUUUGCUGUUUCUGCUCUGUGGUCAAGUGUUAAAAGGUGAUACCCUAUCGCUGUGUGUUUAUUUCAACCUGGAACUGAAACAAUAUGUUUAAAAUAGCAACAUGGUUAUUUCUCAUAGGACAAAAAUCUUCAAUUCUAGAAUGUUGUUAGAUCUUGAUCAUGACCGAUGUGCUGUAUUUAUAGCCCUACCUGUUUGAAACAAACAGACCAACCAAAACCUGAAAGACUGUCAGUGGCUGAGCAUGACAAGAAUACCCCUCUCCAGAGGUGAGCUUGGAUAACUACUGGUGAAACACUGGGUGCACUAUUUUUCUGGAUAACAUUUAUAGUUGUUUUCUAUAUCCCCUUAAAAAAGGGAUCUAUUCAGGUUAAAAAUCAUAUUUAUGCUCAAGUCUUUAUCUGGUGUCAACUCAGAAUCUCAUAUGGGUUCAUAACUGAAGUUGUCACUAGCAGUUAGGUCUUUGUGACAAUUUACUCAACAUGCCAAAAGAAUUUGAUUUACUUUCUUCAUUAUUCACAGGCUGACCCCCAACCUAAGUUCUAAAUAACGUCCAAUAAAUCACUAGAGUUCUGACUUCAUGUUUUAACUAGGAAGGAAACUUCAUAGAUGUUUCUAUUAGAUUUUAUAAAAAUCCAGAAUACUCAGACUUCAUCUUGAGUCGAGGUUUUCUGACUCUGGCCCUUUUAAUAUUGUAUAUUUUUUGUUCACAUUCCUAAGUAAACAGCAUUUAAUUACUCUUUAGCCUUUAAAUGGGAAACUCAGGUAAAUGAACUGCUGACUUUUCUAAAGUUCUUUAAUGAAUCAACUCAGUGUUAAAGGGAUUUUUUCACCUGAUCCCUUUCAUGUCUUACAAGUGCUCUUGCUGAAAAGGGACAACUUGCUCUAUUUAUCCACCUUCUAUAAGAUUCAUGCGAAACCGCUUAUGUAAAUAUAAAAGCAUCCUAUGAACUCUUUAAAUCCUACGGCUCCUGGACACCCAUGGCGAGUAUACCUUGGGGUCAGUUCUAAUGGUGACGUGUAGAACAGACCACUGCCUGGUGAUGGUCUGGCUGAGACAAAGCAUCUACGUACAUCCCAGUGGAACUCGCCUAAGACCACACCUCGGAAAACGAGAUGUGUGUUGGUUUUCAUGUUGUUUUGCUUCUGACACAGCACUUUUACAUCAAUGUUCUUGCUACAGUGAAACCUGUUACGGACGCCUGUAGAUGUGCUGGUUGUUCCCCCUUUCCCCUGUCUUGGGUUCCCGUGCAGCUGUGAUAAUGGGUUCCAACGACUCACACGGCAUCCCGGGCAGCAGGCACUGCUUUUUCAGCAAGGCUUGGAGAGAAGCCUGCUACGAGUAUUCUGUCCAGUCAGAGGUGCCUCCUUAUUUGCCUCUCCAGCCGUCUUUGUCGAGAGGUGCUGAAGCCCCCUGGGAUCCUCCUUGGGUUCCUUGGGAUGAGGAAAUUCUUGCAAUAGGCUCUCUUAACGAUUUCUGCUCAUAAGAAAGACAAGAAACAAAUCUCUAUACCUCUUGUUACCAUUUCCCCCAAAAGUUUGUUAUUACGUUCCUACUUCUAAGAAAACUCCCUUGUUAAGAAGUUUUAUUUACUCUCUUCCUCAUAGCACACACCUGAUCAACUGUAGUGAUACAUUUACUUAAACAGUCAACAUCCAUGAGACCUGUCUUUGUGAACACGGUCAGCAGGACUCAGCCGUGGCUAGAUGAGAUAAACGCCAAAACCCUUUCAAGCUGUGUCUAGAAACUAAAUUAAGAUUCAACGUACAUUCGUCUAUGAAUCCUGAAUGGGAUAAGGCCAUGCAAGCAGUUCACAUUUUUGGUAAGAUCUCAAUAACUCAGGGUAGGUGGUGUUCCAUCUCAAAAACAGCACAGUUAUUAGCGAAAGGAAUGCCUCCAUGGCCUGUACGAUUGUCUCAGCUUUUUUUUUUUUUUUUUUUUUGUCUCUUCAGACACGUUGUAAGUCACCCUGGACAGUCUCAACUAGACCCGCACUGAUUUUUCAGAUUCAGGCCUCAGUGACAUGCUUCUACUAUAAUUUCACACCAGCGUUCCAAACUAGCUACCCAGUCUUCCUCCCUCUUCCCAGAGCCUCUCCCUGAUAAAGGGAGCAUCCUUAAAUUCAUUUUGGGGAGAGGCAAGAGGGUCUUCUCCCCACCCCCGAAGGAAUUCUUUUAAUUAGAAGAUUUUUUAAAGGGGUAUACAGCUUUGAACAACUUCAUUUCUCAGCCAUGUUAAACAAUUCCUGUGUGUAGUUUUGAACGUGGUAUAAAUUUGCUUUCUACUGAAUACCGGUCCCUCUGGCACCCAAUUCUGCCUAUUGAAUGACUCUUUUUACCAGAGUUGCAACUCAAUGCCUUAUGUGUUCACUUCGUUUUCCUUCUGCUGCUUGUUUUCUCUCACUGAAUGUGUUCAGAUUGUGUCAAAUGCUGGCAACACCUCUAAGACUUUUAAGGAAAUGCUUGAACGUGGAUUUGUCGUAAUGUAAAUUCAUGAUACAAUGUCUUAAUGUUAUUUGGCUCUGUAGUACAUCGGAACAGAAAAUAACUUAAAUAAAGUCAUUUUUGUAAUUUAAAA